CUUCAGAAGACUCAGCUACCAACAUUUAAUGAAGGAAUGGUAUAUAAGAAUUAAACUGCGGGGUCCUGAAGACUUUGAAGCAUUGGUGUGGUUAGCGGAUCUGAUAACGUAUAACCUUGAUGAUGAAGCCUUACCUGCCUUACUUGAUGCAUUUUCACUAUCAGGAAAAAAGUUCAAUCAAGUGCCUUACAACCAAGAUGUCGGAAACAUGACAAGCCUGCUUCUGAAUUGUUUAUUGAAAGUAAAUGGAGACCAAGACGCGUUUAAUGAGCGUCUGGUCAAUGCUGGUCUUAGUACUGAGCUGGAUCUCCUGGCAAGACACCUUGCUAGCCUUGCUAGUCAGGAUGACAA
Molecule: messenger RNA, 351 nt
Organism: Owenia fusiformis
Lineage: Eukaryota; Metazoa; Annelida; Polychaeta; Sabellida; Oweniidae
Source: the annotation of a GenBank genome assembly